CGCGAGGGGCGGUGCGUCCCGGCGAGGUCUCGCAAGAUGGCGGCGCCCCCGGACAUGGAGGUUUCCCCGACGCUCAGCCUGGAGCUGCUGCCCACGGACCCGCUGUUGCUCAUCCUCAGCUUCCUCGACUACCGGGAUCUGGUGAGUUGCUGCUAUUUGAAUCGAAGAUUAAAUCAGCUGUCAAGCCAUGACCCACUGUGGAAAAGACACUGCAAAAAAUACUGGCUCAUUUCAGACGAGGAAAAAAACCGACGGAAUCAGGGCUGGAGAGCCAUCUUCAUCAGCACCUACUGUGAUUUGGGAAGAUACAUCCACUACUAUGCCACGCUGAAGAAAGCCUGGGACGACCUGGAGCAGUACCUGGGGCAGUGGUGUCCGCGCAUGAUUGGCUCUUUGAAAGAGAGUGUGAGGGAGGAAGAUCUGGAUGCUGUGGAAGCACAAAUCCACUGCAAACUCCCCGACGACUAUCGGUGUUCAUUCCGUAUCCAUAAUGGGCAGAAGCUGGUUGUUCCAGGUCUGAUGGGAAGCAUGGCCCUGUCGAACCACUACCGCUCCGAGGACCUGCUGGACAUCGACACGGCGGCCGGAGGCUUCCAGCAGAGGCUGGGGCUCAAGCAGUGCCUGCCCCUGACCUUCUGCAUCCACACUGGCCUCAGUCAGUACAUGGCCCUGGAGAGCGUGGAGGGACGGAACAAAUACGAGAUCUUCUAUCAGUGCCCAGACCAAAUGGCUCGCAAUCCAUCUGCUAUUGUUAUGUUCAUUACAGGUACAUCUUACUUGGAAUGGUUUACAUCCUAUGUAAACAAAGUUGUCACUGGAGGCUAUCCUAUCAUCAGAGACCAGAUUUUCAGGUACGUGCAUGAUAAAGAUUGUGUCGCUACCACAGAAGAUAUCACUGUGUCUGUGUCCACCUCUUUUCUACCUGAGCUCAGUUCUGUACAUCCACCACAUUAUUUCUUCACUUACAGGAUCAGAAUUGAAAUGUCCAAAGAUGCCCUUCCUGAGAAUGCCUGUCAGCUGGAGAGUCGAUACUGGAGAAUAACAAAUGCCAAAGGUGACGUGGAAGAAGUCCAAGGUCCUGGAGUAGUUGGAGAGUUCCCAGUUAUCAGCCCAGGGAAGGUCUACGAGUACACCAGCUGUACCACAUUUUCCACAACCUCUGGAUACAUGGAGGGCUACUACACCUUCCACUGCCUCUACAACAAGGACAGAUUCUUUAAUGUCACAAUCCCUAGGUUUCAUAUGGUGUGUCCGACGUUCAAGGUGUCUACAGCGUGAACGGCAACAAAUCCUGAUGAAUCUGCAGUGGACGAAGACCAGGAUUCCACAGGCACUGAUGACUCCUGAGAUCCACGUAGAGUGUUGGACAUUCCUGCACCCUCUGGAUGCUGCCCGUGUCACUGUUAAUGGGAUUUUUUCCCAAAUAAACUGUUUGCAUAAGAUGAACUGCUCGGGGCUAGUGCAUAGGAAUAUUUCUGACUGUUGUAAAUGAACUCUGUUGCACAUCAGGGCAACUAGCAUGAAUGUUGGUGCCAGUUCUCAUACUCAUUAGAGCAUAACUUCUAUUUCCCUGGUUUGGAAGCGGGGGAAGAGGGAGGAAAACAGGGGGAGGAAGAGGAAGAUGGUUGGGCUUUGUUCACUUUUUUCUGAAGUGUGAAACAGCUUGAUAGUCCAAGGUACUCAUAUCUUACGUUUUUAAAGUAUUGCCUGUUUAUUUAUGAUCAUACUGCAAACGUGGUGUGGGGAUUUGGUUUUAUACAAAGCGUUGUGUCCUGUUGUCCUUUCUUCUGAGUUUCUGCUCUGGAUAACUGCUGCUAAGAAUGGAACUUGCAGUUUGGUCUGAAUAUCCCGUUUGGGUGAGAUUAGGUGCUGUUAUGCUAUUUUUUUUCUUUUUAAUUAACAGCAAAAGAUUCUGGUCAUCAAAAUGUAUCAAAUAGAAGUGAAACUGGCCUUAUUUUUAGACAAUGUCUGUCAGCUGGAUUUUAUGCUAAGUGACUCUGACUGGAGAAUGCCUCUGGGAAUGUAGUGCCCAUGCAUAAUCUGCCACUCAUUAACUAAGGAACUUCUUAAUGACUGCAGAGUAUGGAUUUGUAAAUACGUUUUGAGGGGUUACAUGAUGUUUGCUGUUGUCAUAGGUGACAAAUUUAUGCUAUGUAUCAUGUUUUCCUGAGCCCUGGAUGGAUUUUUGUAACUGAAUAAAAAAAAAAAAAAAAUUAAAAAA
Hirundo rustica (Barn swallow) is the source of this 2221-nucleotide messenger RNA. It is a transcript of the gene FBXO3, whose product is annotated as F-box protein 3. The record is from RefSeq and is a predicted model, not a curated record. Gene Ontology annotation, molecular function: protein binding. The transcript has 11 exons. NCBI's taxonomy places the organism in Eukaryota, Metazoa, Chordata, Aves, Passeriformes, Hirundinidae. The coding region runs from base 37 to 1278 and encodes 413 amino acids.